Messenger RNA from Aspergillus ibericus CBS 121593, 1966 nucleotides. RefSeq names its product DUF4246 domain-containing protein. The transcript is spliced from 5 exons. The record is from RefSeq and is a predicted model, not a curated record. NCBI's taxonomy places the organism in Eukaryota, Fungi, Ascomycota, Eurotiomycetes, Eurotiales, Aspergillaceae. Bases 42 to 1832 code for a protein of 596 amino acids.
AUAUACACCUACAGAGGUAUAUAUAGCAUAUCCACACACCCAUGGGAUCAAGACACACCACCCCCGUCCAACUCCCCGGCUUUAAUCUGCCCUUGGAUCACCGGCCCUCGCAGAAGCGAAAUCUCUACGAAUUAUCCGUGUUUCCCAAUGCCCUGGACCCGCGGGAUGUCGAGCAGGGCUACGCCGGCCGGGUCAGCACCCAGCGAGAAAUCACCAUGAUGCAGAUCAUGAAUGCCAUCGCGGAAAAGCCCGAGUGGGAUCGCAAGGUGUUCGACGACACCAUCACCGAUCGAUGGCGGACCGAGAUCAUGGAAUCGGGCCGCGAUGUCUCGCGGCGCAUGAUGGACUGGAUCUUCCGCGAGCUGCGAUGGAAGACGGAGGGGUUCCAGCGCCACGGGCUGUUCCCCGUCUUUGAUAUUGGCGUCGUGCGCUCCGAUACCGCCGUAUCGCCCGAGCUACAGCAGGCCCUGCGACAGGCCGUGCGCCCGCUGGAGACGAUCCCCGAGGAUCAAAAGGACUACCAUCCCGGCUCGGAGCAGCGCGUGGUCGACCUGGUCCAUCCGUCCCUGUUCCCACUGGUCUAUGGGCAGACGCGCAUCCUGCCAGACAGCUGCAUCACGCGGGACGACUGCCUGGAGAGCAUGGGCGAGGGGGUCCACCUGCCCAUCCCCCCGGAAAGCGAGGCCGGUUCCGUCGGGCGCAAUUCCUGGCAUUACAACGGGUUGCGCCCCUAUAGCCGGAAAUUUCAGUGGCUGCCCUGCGACGUGGCGCUGAACGAGACCGGCGGCUGUCACAUCCGAUCGUACAUCAAUAAUCUGCACCCGACGCAGCACGAAGACCUCUAUCACGUCGUGGAGCAGAUCAUCGACGCGGCCAUCCCCCUCUGGGACGCCAGUCUGACCAAGGUCCGGAGCUACUGCAACGAGCGCAUCCCCUACGACCACGUCGAGUACCUGGACCACCCCCGGCCGGAGCCCGAACCCCAGGAGGACGAGGACUCGGACAGCGAGGCAUUCUGGGACCGUCACGAGGAAUGGCGGCGCGCGCGGCCCAUCCGCCAGCCCGAGCCCGGGGCGUUCACGCCCUCGCGACCGUCCUACACGGGCCCGGUGGACCUGCGGACGCGGUUUCGGGACGACGGGCUCCAGAUCAUUGUCAAAUUGGCCAAUAUCGAAUUGACCCCGGAGCGACCGGACUAUGGCGGCGGAUCGUGGCAUAUUGAAGGGCAGCUGAAUGAACGGAUCUGCGCCACGGCCAUCUACUACUACGACAGUCACAACAUCACCGACAGCCAUCUGUGCUUCCGGCAACGCGCCACGACGGACCUGUCCGAGGUCCGCUAUGAGCAGAGCCACCAUGAAUUUCUGCAGGUCGUGUAUGGAUUCGGCCCCGAGGUGACCGGGUUGGGGGACACCCCCGUCACGCAAGAUCUGGGGAGCGUCCAGUGCCGCCCAGGUCGACUGCUCACCUUCCCCAAUACCGUGCAGCACCGCGUGGCGCCCUUUGCCCUGGCGGAUCCCACGCAGCCGGGCCAUCGCAAGAUCCUGGCCCUCUUUCUGGUGGACCCCCACCGGCGCAUCAUCUCCACGGCGCAUGUGCCACCGCAGCAAGCCGAGUGGGCGCGCGCGCGACAGGCGGCCGUGCAGCAGGCCUUAUCCGCGCGAUUGCCCCCGGAGUUGCAGCACCUGGUGUCCCAGGCGCUGCCCGCGGCGGGCAUGACCGGGGCGGCGGCUCAGGCCUACCGCCAGGAGCUGAUGGACGAGCGACGGGCUCGCCAGCGCGCCCAGAACACGACCUUUGAGCGGGGGGACUUUGCGCUGUGUGAGCACUGACGGGCAUGCCGUGUAUAUUCACGUUGAUUAAUGCGGGCGCUCAUCGGAGAUGGCUCCGACGGACCAUCGAGCCAUCAGCCGCGCCAUAAUUCUAUUCUUCGUCCAAUUUCAGUAGCGAAACAUGUAUUCCAAAC